AGCAUACCGCUAUCUGGUGCACGUACGACUGAACGGAAUCAAAAUAUUGGAAACCGGCGAAAUCCGUGUGCGCAAGGACUUGUUGGUAUUGUCGACAUCAUUUGAUUUUCAAACCAUCCCAAUAUGUCAGGACGAGAAGGAGGAAAGAAGAAACCUUUAAAAACCCCUAAGAAAGAAAAUAAAGAAUUGGAUGAAGAUGAUCUCAAAAUGAAACAAAAAUUAAAGGAACAACAAAAAGCAUUAAAUGAUCUUAAAACAAAAGCUGCCCAGAAAGGACCGAUGGUCGGUGGAGGAAUUAAAAAAUCUGGCAAAAAAUAAUUUUUGAAAUGUUAUUUUUUUACAGCCAACUAUAACUGUAUGUACACUUCAAACUAAAAUAAAAAUGUAAUUGUAAUAUUUAUAACAAUUUAA
Molecule: messenger RNA, 411 nt
Organism: Sipha flava (yellow sugarcane aphid)
Lineage: Eukaryota; Metazoa; Arthropoda; Insecta; Hemiptera; Aphididae
Product: translation machinery-associated protein 7 homolog
Exons: 2
Coding region: 124-318 (64 amino acids)
Source: RefSeq, a predicted model, not a curated record